Gymnodraco acuticeps is the source of this 1522-nucleotide messenger RNA. It is a transcript of the gene boka, whose product is annotated as BCL2 family apoptosis regulator BOK a. The transcript has 5 exons. Gene Ontology annotation, cellular component: mitochondrial outer membrane. NCBI's taxonomy places the organism in Eukaryota, Metazoa, Chordata, Actinopteri, Perciformes, Bathydraconidae. Gene Ontology annotation, molecular function: protein homodimerization activity; protein heterodimerization activity. Gene Ontology annotation, biological process: extrinsic apoptotic signaling pathway in absence of ligand; regulation of apoptotic process; intrinsic apoptotic signaling pathway in response to DNA damage. The record is from RefSeq and is a predicted model, not a curated record. The coding region runs from base 223 to 855 and encodes 210 amino acids.
CAGACUGUAGUGGCAGCAAAUCUCCCCUUCAUCAAACCUCCUCUUCAUCAGUGACCGUUAGUAUGGAUAUUCUAAUAGGGGCGAAUUAGCCUGUUAACCCCGGGAGAUAAUCUCCGUAAAUCUUCCCUCGGAAUAGACAGGGGCAGAGGUAGGGGGCUGUGCCGGGAAUAAGCGGUGCGGCGGGGAGGAGCGCAGCGCGGUCCCGGUGGAUGCGACAGCGGCAUGGAGAUGUUGCGCCGCUCCUCCGUGUUCGCGGCUGAAGUGUUUGACCGCUCUCCGACCGACAAGGAGCUGGUGUCCCAGGCCAAGGCGCUGUGCAGGGACUACAUCCACUCCAGGCUGAACCGAGCCGGGAUAGGCUGGUCCAAACCCGAGCACGGCCUGGCUGCCUCGGGGGGGGCUCUGGGGGAGAUCUCCUCCGUGAUGCUGUGGCUGGGUGAUGAGUUGGAGUACCUUCGACCCAACGUGUACCGCAACGUAGCGCGACAGCUCAACAUCACCGUGGCCUCAGAGAACAUUGUGUCGGAUGCUUUCCUGGCUGUGGCUGCAGAUAUAUUCUCCACAGGUGUGACCUGGGGGAAGGUGGUUUCUCUGUACGCUGUGGCCGGAGCCUUGGCAGUGGACUGUGUUCGCCACGGACACCCAGCCAUGGUUCAUACCAUCGUGGACUGCAUGGGGGAGUUUGUGCGCAAGAGCCUGAGCUUGUGGUUAAAAAGGAGAGGGGGCUGGGUGGAUGUUACAAAGUGCGUGGUGAACACUGAUCCCAGCUUCCACUCCCACUGGCUGGUGUCUGCCACUUGUGCCUUUGGACACUAUGUGAAGGCCACCGUGCUGUACCUCCUGAGGGAGAAGUGAGAGACAAGGUCCCACACUGGAUGAAGCACUCUAAGCAGCACUCUGAGCAGCACUGUACACCAGCAGCACUGCUUUGGAUUAUGUUUACACUCAUCUGCACUGAGCCUUCAUGGAUGAACACCCAGGCCUUCAUGAGGACUCUGUUGUUCUUUCUACAUUGUAUAUUUAUUGUUAACGGUUAUGUUAUGGCACACGUUUGAUUUGAAUGUAUAAAUGACACAACGUUUUUAGCUUUACAUUUUCCCUGCACUUUUUAUGCUGUGGUUUGAAUCCCUCUAGUGGUUGAAACGGUUACUACUGUAAAUAGAUGACAUCUUGUUUUUUCACUUCUCACCUAGAUGGCCUUUAUUGACCAACAGGUUAGUGUAUGCUGGGUAAAUGUAAAAUACAACAUGAUUUCCUCUUACUAAGGGACAGUAACAAAUAUAUUAUUUUCAAUAGUGAAACACGCAGCGCUCACUCAGACAGUACUUCACAAUCAACACAACUUUCUCUAUUGGUGGCGAAGUCCCUCCCCUUCCGGUGGACCUCCAUGGAACCUUAUUUCGAAAAAAAUAUAUGUAUUGAAGUCAAUGGAGAGAGAAAGAUUAUCUUUCGAUCCCGUUUGAAUUGUGCCACGAAUUACACAUGAUGUUUGUCAAUUUAAAAGAUAAUUUUGCAAGUCAAA